Daldinia caldariorum is the source of this 2037-nucleotide messenger RNA. Its product is annotated as UbiA prenyltransferase. The transcript has a single exon. Gene Ontology annotation, cellular component: mitochondrial inner membrane. The record is from RefSeq and is a predicted model, not a curated record. Bases 684 to 1706 code for a protein of 340 amino acids. Gene Ontology annotation, molecular function: 4-hydroxybenzoate polyprenyltransferase activity. NCBI's taxonomy places the organism in Eukaryota, Fungi, Ascomycota, Sordariomycetes, Xylariales, Hypoxylaceae. Gene Ontology annotation, biological process: ubiquinone biosynthetic process.
AAUCUUUACUUACGUCUUUCAUCUUGUAUCUAUUUAAGCAAUUUAGGGACGAGUGUACAGUGGUAUUCUGUAUUCAUACGCCCAGCGUAUAGGUAUAUACGAACCACAUAUCCCUAUGAAGGCGUGCUGGCUACUUGCUAACCCCAUUAAUACUCCCUAAUAUUACCCCUACCCCCCCUUAAUUGAAGAUUAUGCGCGUAAUAUUGGACGUAUUGAUUAAGAUGACCUGCAUGCCGAGUGUGACAACCGCCGAGUUUAACGCCAGUAUUCUGGAGUGAAAGAAAUCUUGUGACAGUCCCGCCGAUCCGCCCCUGUGAUGGCACUGUUUCCUAGACAUAGUGUCGGGUUUCUCAUUACUUGCUACAGCUGACCAAGAGCCAAGACUGUCGGGACCGGCGAUGGUAAGCGCACGCAACUGGAGGCUCAGAUGGUCGCACAAUCGACUACCUACCGCCAAGAUCUUGAAAGCCUGCAUUUACAAUCGGUGAGAGUAAGCGGGCUUGUGGUUUGCGUGCCUCUUUGGUUCGCGGCCUGCUGCGCAGCCUCUCGCCCCUUGAAGCUCUCUCUCUCUCUUCCCCCCCUCCCUCCUCCCCUCCUCCCCUCUCUCACAUACGCGACGAAGAGUAUUCGUUAAUGCUUGUUGCUUAAACCAAAGCCUUCAUAAAAAAGCACUUACGUCGAAGAUGGGCCCCGUGAGAAAGCCAGAGAAACCAGAGAAACCAUCCGCGCAUAAGGUUGUCUCUGAUCACUCCUUAUCUCAGCAGUAUGGUGGCGUACAUGGUGGGGGCUGGGUAAGCCACCUCCCUUCCUCCUGGGCUCCGUACAUACAGCUAGCCCGCCUGAGCCCCCCGGCGGGCCUUUUCUUGAUCUUCUUUCCUCACCUAUUCGGCAUUCUUCACGCGGCGGCAUUGCAACAUUCCCCGCCGCGCGAAGUAGCACGGGCGAGCGUGCUCCUGUUGGGCGCGAGUUUCUUCUUCUCCAACGCGAUCCACGCGUGGAACGACCUCGUCGAUGCCCCCGUCGACAGGAUGGUGGCGCGAACUCAGCACCGUCCCAUCGUUCGCGGCGCCGUCUCGCCUCGUGCCGCCUUCGUGUUCACGGCCUCCCAGGCCUUCGCAGCGGCCCUGUUUCUCCCCCUACUGCCCGCGGAGACGUCCCGAUGGGCCCUAGCCAAUAUCCCGGCGGUUCUCUACUACCCGUGGGCCAAGCGGCACACGCACUUCGCGCAAGUCGUCCUGGGACUCUGGCUCGGAUGGGGGUCCCUGGUCGGGAGCUCUGCGAUGGGUCUGCGGCCCUCGGAGGAAAGCCCGUCUCUUUACCUCCUGGCUGUGUGUAUCCUCUGGACAACCAUCUACGACACCGUCUACGCGCACCAGGACGUGGCGGACGACAAGGCGAUUGGGCUGAAGAGCAUGGCCGUUCUGUUCGGAAAUCGAACGAAACUGAUAUUGUGGCCGAUCCUUGGCUUGGUGAUUGUACUGCUCACGGCCGUCGGCGUUGAAGCGGAUCUGGGUUUGCUGUAUUUUAUACUAGCGGUGGGUGGCUGUGCGUCCUCGCUUGGAGCGAUGAUCGCAAUGGUGGAGCUUGGGGACUCGUAUAGCUGUUGGCUGUGGUUCAAGUACGGAUUCUGGUUUACUGGAGGUUUUAUCACUGCUGGUUUGGCCUCCGCGUCUAGCCUCUUUCAAGGCUUGUGGCCUUAUGGCUAAGUACAUUUUAUCGCAUCUUUUGGAAAUUGUUGUGUACCUAACCCAGGUAGUAAUAGUUGUGUGUAGAUAGUUGGUAAGUUAGUUAGUUAGCAACAGGAAGAAAGCCCGUUAUACUGUUAUAUCUUAGUAAGAUAUACCUAAAGUUAGGUACUUCCCUUAGGUAAUUAUGUGGUACAAUACGAUUCGUACAAUUGAAUACAUAGUAAGUUAAAGGCAGGCCUACAAUUGUGAGAAUUGAAACGGCCGAAGUUCGAACAGAACGAAGUGGGUCCACUGCAGCACUCUGGAGCUACCCGUGCUACGCUCGUAUUGUCAGUUAAACCUAAAAGCU